UGUUGUUGUUGUUGUUGUUGAGUCAUUUUUUUUCUAAAUUCAAUAGCUUAAAAUGUAUAAUAAUAAUCUUACUCUUCACACGAAUAAAUUGUAUGUUGAAAUAUUGGGUACCAAUAUAGAACAAAACCUAUUGAAUCGAAUGUCAAUAAAUUUGCUCGAAUCACGAUUAAAAGUACUUUGUUUUCAUGAAGAAAAUUUGUACAAAUUACAAUCAACUUUUGAACAAACAAAACAUCCAUCUUCAUACAAAUUGCAAUUAUUACUUGAUGAAAUAUCAAAUUGUUUGGUAAACAUGAAAUCAACCACCGAACAAGUUUUGAAAAACAAACGAAAUCAAGAAAAUGAAAAUAAAUGGAAAAAUUCGAAACAAAUUGACAGUAGUUACGAUGGAUAUCGUUCAAGCUCUUAUGAAGAUCCGAUCAAAUUGAACGAGUCUAAAUCCGAAAAUGUAAAUGAUUAUAAGUAUGUGUAUCAAUUAUCGGCAUCCUCAUCCAAUGAAUCGCUUAUCGGAUAUGAAAAAUUGGUGUCAAAGAUAAACAUGCAGGAUGAGAAUGACGACAAUAGUGACAACGAAUCCGCCAAUUCAUCGCAUAUUCCAUAUGAUUAUUUACACGAUGACGGUGAUGAAAAUCAUGAAUCAUCAAAAGUUUUGGUCGAUAAUCCCACAUCGUCACAUACAUCAAAAGUAUCACAGGUUAAUUGCGUGAAUUUCGACGAUCUUUUCAAUGAAGGGAAUUUAUUUUACAUUUAUGACGAAUGGCGUAAUUGGUUUGAUUUCAAUCCUGAUCUCGAUGAACGUUUUGGGCUUGAUUUUUACAAUGAUAAAGCUUUUAAAAAUUUGGAAAAACCACAGAAAGAUGAUGAUUUUCAUAUCUCAUUGUAUAAGAUUUUCAGCGAUAAAAAUCCCUGGAAUAAGGAUGAAAAAUUGACACAGAUAGAAAAUUUACAAAUCAAUACUAAACAAGAUUUACUAAUGUUGGUCGAAUGUGUUUAUUACAAAUGGAUCUUUACUCGAAAUGUUCAUGACCAUUUGUUUGAUGUUUGUAAUGAAUUAUUCGAUGAAUUGGCUGUUAUAGAAGAAAACAGUUCACUUGUUCAUAUCACUUUUGGACAAUUGUUAAGCUCAAAAUGUCGUUCAUUAUUUUUCAUUUCUGACAAUCUUGAUGCUCAAUCGCUUACUUUUUUCCGUAAUGCUAAAUUUAUUUCAAACUUGUGUAAAACUAAAAUAUUGGAUCCAAGAAUUAUCAUCGUUUGCUUGUAUUUUUUAUGUAAAUCAAAAAAACAAAUUUGUCUUGAAGCUUUUCUUCAAAUGGUAACCACUUGGUACGGAAUUUAUGAACUAAAAACAUUGUCAGAAUCCAGUUCGAACGCUCGGAAUGCUAUUGAUUUUAUUUUCGAUCAAUUGGAACAAUUUAUUUUGGAUAUCGAAAAACAACAAAAAAAAGAGUUCGAUCAGGAAAAGAAUCUAUCAAAGAAUCCAUCAAAGAAAGAAUCAUCACCAUUUAAACCAGAUGUAUCGAAAAUUACUUUUGGAAGAUUGAAAGAAACAUUGAAUGCUUAUGAUUUAGUUUUUCGUACUACUUAAUGAUAUAUAUGAUGAUCAUCAUGCUUAAUUUAAUAAUAAUUACAUAACGAUAUUUGAUUUAAA
Molecule: messenger RNA, 1648 nt
Organism: Dermatophagoides farinae (American house dust mite)
Lineage: Eukaryota; Metazoa; Arthropoda; Arachnida; Sarcoptiformes; Pyroglyphidae
Source: RefSeq, a predicted model, not a curated record